GCUCCUUCAUCUUUGCGCCUCUUCUUUACCCUUUUCUUCCAAGGGGGAGGAAAGAAAGAGAGAGAAAGAGGUCGGCCCAAACUGUAGUCUCUUCGAGGGCGCCGCGAAAAUUGCAACCAAGGCGCGUAAGGAAAGCUUUUCUCGCUGCUGCUCAAGGGAGGCUCGCAGUUUCCUUGCUUUCGGAAUUUGGUUAGGAGGAUGCUACUUAGCGACGGAGGAGAUGGCAUCUCUGCCUCAGAAGAUACUACACCCAUCUGUUGCUGAUACUCUUCAUGAAAUCUCUGUACCAUUUACUCCUAUAACUUGUUAUGGAAAAAUAGCACCUUAUUCAGCAGAUAAUAACAAUUCCAUGCUAUCUAGAAGUUGUUUGUUGAAUUUUACAACUGAUAGCAAGAUGGGCUUUGAAGAACCCAACGAAAUAGUAAAUGGAAAAAAGCAUUCAACCGUUUGGAAGCUCUCUGAAGUGACCUCUCUACGAAAGGAGGAAGAAACAUCAAGAGCUACAGCUGGACUUGAAGAAAGAAAAUGCUUAAAGAAUACAUGUAUUUCAGAAUUAGAUAAUAAACUACACAGGGAAAGUAGCAUCCCUGAGAUUCAAAAACUCAAAGAUGCAAAUUGGACAGAAUUGUUUCUUGAUCAGUCUCCUUUUGGGAAUAGCAUUCAGGAAAGAAGUCAUUCUGUCUUGGAUCACUGCAUAUUUAAAAAUAUGGUUCAAAAUAACAGGGGCAAAGAUAUCAUAAAUAAAAAGCCUGGCACUUUUGAUCCAAAGCUAUUACAUGCAAAUAUUUUAAACAGUUCUGUAGCCUUUGAAAAUAAUUCAGAGAAUUUUGAACAAGAAACUCCUGGGACUUUGGUAAAUAAUAAUACAUUAUGUCCUGCAAACAUAAUUUCAAAUUCUAUCCAGGCAGCCAAGAAUAAAAAUAAAAACUAUUUUUGGGCUCCACUUAGUGACAGUUCCGAUGAAGAGUGGACAAAUAUGACAAAACAUAAUUUAAAGUGGUCGCCUAGGGACAGCAAAAAUUAUACAAACCUUGGUGACAGUGCUAACUUUGACAAUCUGACCAUUAUGAAAUAUUUCAGUUCAUCAAUGCCGAAAGAUGAAAUUGUCUUCAAAAUAAUGCCUGACAGCUGUGAAAAAUGCAAUCCAGGAAUGGAAACCUUGGAGAUUCAAGAAUAUAAAUGCAAGAAUUUUACACAGACCCCAAAAUAUAACAAUUUUAAUGGAACACAGAAUUCCAUGAAAAGCAACUACAAAGAGUCUGAAAAUGGAAAUAACCAUUUUCAUUCUAAGUUUACAGUAGGAAAAGAUGCACUGAGACAUCAGAUGUCAGAUAUUGAAGCUUUAGAGAGAGCCUCAGACCAGAGAAAUGAAUCUAAAUUACAGCAAACGCUGGAAAUGGACAAUACCUUUAAAGGGAGGAAAUAUAUCGGAGAACAGGAUGUCAAUUUUAAUAAAGCUACAUAUCAAAAAGAUGCAGAAUUAACAUCUCAAUUGGGCUGUUCAGAUACGGAAAUUAAGAGCAGUUCUGUGAGUUCAUUACUGAAGACGUCAGAAAAUAAUACUUAUAAAGAGGGCUCCGACUGUCUGAAUCACAGUAUUAAAAGCGUGAAUAAGAGCAAUAUUGACUGUGUUAUGCUAGUUGGGCCGCCCCAGAUCAGUGAUGACCAGGUCAUACAUAAGCCUUGUAUCUCCAAAAAUGAGCAAGGCUCUGUAAAUGAUAAUAUUUCUGCAACUGGUCUCCAACCAGCAUAUGGUGCUAAAGAGUUCUCCACUGCAGGUGUUAAUGCUUUAGAGUGCUGUGAUGGUCAUAAGAAACCGCUUUAUAGCAAUACAGACCCAUUAGAUUUCAGCCAUAGUGAGGGUGUUUUGGCUAAAUAUUAUUUUUAUUUGAACUAUCUCAAUGAGUCCAAAAGAUUGCAGUGCGAAAAUGCCCAUCCAUUCUCUUCAUGUCAAGAACAUGGUUUUUUCAAAGAAGCCUAUUACGAUACUGGAUCCUGUUACUGUAAGAACGGUAGCAUGAAUGAGCAGCAGACAGAUGAAAAUAUGAACAAUGACCUGGGAACUUCUGAAGACAAGAAAAGGACGGAGAUCAUCAAACCGCAAAAUCAUUUUGAAGAUCAGGUGUUGAAGCCUCAAUUUGCAAAUAGCGCCCGCAAACAAAUGGAGAGAACAGGCACUUUUAAAGACCAGGAAGUUUUUGAAAACAGAAAAUCAAGGCCAAAACAGGCUAGUCCUAAGAAACAUUGGGAAAGAGCCAACAUUUCAUGCUCAUCUUACGCACAGAGAGAACUGAAGCCAAGUAGAUCACGGUGUGUCCAAAGACCUGCAACAGGAAAGAAGUUAAUAAGGAAGAGCAGUUAUAAUUCCCAGAGCCGCUUACCUUCAGGGACGCAACGUAGGUUGCAGUAUGAAAACGCUUCUCAGUAUUAUAACAAAUUAAACAUGAAAAGUGACUGCAGUCUCACACCGUGGCUGCUACUUCCUGAUGAAUUAUGGCUUUGUGUCUUUUCCCUGCUGACUCAUAAAGAUAUUUCCCGGAUUUCCCAGGUCUGUCAUCACUUUUAUCAACUAGCUGGAGAUAAGUCCCUCUGGAAGAAGAUUCAACUUAAGGAUUGCCACUGCUUGAAUGAUGAUUGGUUGAUUGGUUUAGGAAAACAUCACCCUGAGUGUUUCACUCUUGAUCAUUGCCAUGAUAAAGAUCAGAGAAUUUCUGAGGUUGGUCUAAAACAAUUCUUCCAGUACUGUGAAGGAUAUCUCAAGGAACUGAAUAUAAAAAACUGCAGUGGUUCUGGAUAUAAAGGGGACAGGAUUCUGCUUCAUGCAAGCACCUUUUGCCAUAACUUGGCAGUGGUAGAUAUAAGUUGGACAGGAGCUACUGAUUUUGGACUCGAUGCCCUAGUCAAAGGUUCUAGAAGUUUACAGUAUUUUUCUGCUAAUGGAUGCCAAAUUACCAAUGAGUCAGUAAUGGCCUUGAUUGAAAAGCAUGGAAAAAGCCUUAAGAAACUGGAAAUGUUUGGCUGUCAAGCCAUUACGGACAAAUGCUUGAAAUCAAUUUCUACUAAAUGUCUAGGUCUAGAAGUUCUGAAUAUUGGCAGAGUUCAUAGAAUUUCGCAGGACUGUUUAGUUCAAAUGGUAAAUUCAUUGCAACAGCUUACUUGCCUCAAUGUCACAGGCCUUGAAAUGAUGAGGGAUUCUCUAGUACAUUCUAUUUUGAAGAAGUGUCCUAAACUGGAUUGUUUGAUUCUUAAUUUGUGUUCUCACAUAACUGACAUCAGUCUAAUUGAAAUUAGCAGUUAUUUGCCAGGGAUCAGGUACCUUGAUGUUAAUGGAUGUAAAGAUGUGAGUGAUAUUGGAGUUCAAGCUUUAGCAAGGAAUUGCCAUAAAAUUUCUUAUCUUGAUUUGAGUUCCACAGCAACAAGCAAAAGAGGGGUUUGCUUGUUGGCUAAUUUCUGCUUUAAUACCUUAGAGUGUCUGAAGCUUAGUUUCUGCAGGAAUAUCUCUCUAGAUUCAGUUGCAAAACUAUGUAAAAACUGCAAAAGAUGGCAGGAAUAGAACCAGGACAUACUGUAAAAAAGGAAACAGAAUUGAGUAGAAAAUUACCAGAAAAUUGCAGUUAAGAGAUGAAGACCAAUGAAAUGUAAAUGUCUCGGCAAUGGGCUUUGUACAAGUGAUAUUCAAGAAGAGAUUGAAGAAUCAUCUGUGACUGAAAUGUGUCACCAUGCUAACACUUUUAUUAUGAAAAUUUGAUAAUUACCUCUAAGCUCCCUUCCAAAUCUAAUAUCUGAUUCUAGGAUUCCAGUAUCAAAAAUUGAUUUCUGAGAAUCUGGGAUGAUUUUUAUUUACAGCAGGGUGGAUAAUUAAUUUUGCCAAGGGGCCACAUGAGAAACUGGGACUGUUGUGGAAGGCCGAACCAAUUGGGCUUUGAAGGUGCAUAGGUGUACAUACAUACAUAGUUGCCUUCAAAAUAAAGGCAAUCCAUGCAGGCUGGACAUGAUAGCCAAAGGGCCGGAUGUGGCCCAGGGGCUCUAAAGUGCCCAGGUUAGAGUUACAGCUAUGCUUCUGAAUCCAUGUAAGACCAACAGGGAAAAAAAUGAUGAAAGGUUGCAAUGCAGUGCUUGGAAUCUAAAGGAAAGUUUUAUUUAUUAAAAAGUACCAACUUGGAAGAAAAAAGUUCCAUUAUUCUUCCAGACCAUUCUAAUUGGUGGGUUUUAGGAGGUUCACUUCAGGAUAAUUCUUCUAUAUUCCUCCUCCAGAGUUUCCUGAUCUUUCAUUCUAGGGGUGGACUGGUGGCUCCCACAUCAGUAGGAUCCAAAAUAAAAACGUCCCUAUGUUAUCUAGAUUGUUUUGUUCAUAGAAUGAUAGGGGCUUUUCUUUUACAUAACUGUUAGUUGCCAUAGCAAAAACAUCCUGUGUGGCUAAAGAUGGGUAGGAAAAUUCAAGUGUCCCAAAUAGAGAAAAUGUUAGUUACUGUUAGCAUUAAAAAUUGUGUCUCAGUUGAAAUCAUUAGUUUCUUACCUUAAUCUAUUUGGAAUUUUGAUCUGUAGCAUUCUGUUUUUAUUUUCUGUGAAACGUGAUGUUUAAAUCUUAAAUGUUUAAGUUAAAUUGGCAUCAUCAAAAAAAUCUCCCCAACUUAAAAGGCUUUUGUUACCACUUGCUUGAAUUGGCAAUGCAGUCAAUAAAAUGUAGAACAGAGGUGUGUAUGUGUGUGUGGAAAGUGAGAUACUUGGAUGGCACGAGCUUCCUAAAAGCCUUAGAUGCCGCGCUCAGAGACCUUCAAAUGCUAUCAAUUGUAAUCUAUAUUAAAUGCUUGGUUAGAAAACAAAGAUUUAAGUAAAUUUAAUUACAGUUUAA
This is a messenger RNA of Thamnophis sirtalis, 4852 nucleotides long. RefSeq lists its product as uncharacterized. Gene Ontology annotation, cellular component: cytoplasm; SCF ubiquitin ligase complex. NCBI's taxonomy places the organism in Eukaryota, Metazoa, Chordata, Lepidosauria, Squamata, Natricidae. The record is from RefSeq and is a predicted model, not a curated record. Gene Ontology annotation, molecular function: protein binding. Gene Ontology annotation, biological process: SCF-dependent proteasomal ubiquitin-dependent protein catabolic process.